AUGGGCACGCAACGGGCCGCAGACGAACAGAAGUGUCCACGAGGUCAUGAGACAGUAGAUCCCGAGCAACGUGUGGAGUUGGAGGUCCUCUUCAAGAUGGGCCAAACCGCAGGAAGCCUCAACAAUGUCAAGGAAAGAGUUUCCCCAAGUGACAUGAACUUCGCCACCGAGGCCAUGAGGUUGGUCGCCAAGAUGGGCAGCAACUUCCUCGAGGCUGAUGGUGAUGACACCGAAUUGCAAAUGGCGGUGGUUGGUAUUGGACGCACUGGUGUCGUGGUCAAGACGAAUGUCGUAGCCCUUAUACACAAGCUGGAAGGCUAUGGCUCGGGGGCGCAGUUCAUUGUCGCCCCGACUGGAGGCUUGAAGGACACCGUGGAAGAUGGUGUCCCCCACGAUUUCUGGACGGAUGGUAUGAUGACCGUCGAGGCGCUUGUGGAGCACGAGUCUUCUCGAAAAAGUGAAAUCGUCCUUGCCCGAGGGAGCACCUAA
This is a messenger RNA of Symbiodinium necroappetens, 489 nucleotides long. The record is from the annotation of a GenBank genome assembly. NCBI's taxonomy places the organism in Eukaryota, Dinophyceae, Suessiales, Symbiodiniaceae.